Molecule: messenger RNA, 4293 nt
Organism: Abrus precatorius (Indian licorice)
Lineage: Eukaryota; Viridiplantae; Streptophyta; Magnoliopsida; Fabales; Fabaceae
Product: alpha-glucan water dikinase 2
Exons: 32
Coding region: 144-4133 (1329 amino acids)
Biological process (GO): phosphorylation
Molecular function (GO): kinase activity; ATP binding
Source: RefSeq, a predicted model, not a curated record
AUCUUUUCAGUGAAUGAAUCUUCAUAUAUUCUUUAACCUCCACUAAUAAACCAUUUUCCUUUUCCUCCUAUAAAGAUUGAAACUCGACGCUUCUUUUUCAUUCUUUAUUCUCUUUUUUGAGUGUGGAAGCCAAAAACACUGCCAUGGCUCCUUCUCGUCUUCUUCAUUUUGAUCUAAUUGAAGGAAUGCAACUUGUGAUUAAUAUAUCUGGAUCCUUGGAGAGGCACAACGUGCGAAUUGAAUUUCAACUCAAGAAUUGUACAAGGACUUGGAUCCUGCACUGGGGUUUUGUCUUCAAUGGGGAUAAUCCAAACUGCAAGUGGAAUGUACGAAGUUUAUUUUGUGUCCAUAGGAAUUGGUUCAUUCCAGCUGGUAAUUCUUCGGGAGCGAAAUCCUACAAGCACGGUGCAUUACAGUCACAGUUUACAAAGCAUGGACAGAUAUACAUGCUUAUCAUUGAGAUGCGGGAUCCUAGCAUACAUGCCAUUGAAUUUGUUCUAAAAGAUGGCAGUCAUGAUAGAUGGUUGAAACUGAACCACAAAAAUUUUCGAAUAGAGAUACCAGCAAGUGAUGCUCCUGUAAUAUCUUAUUCUGAUUCUAGCAUACCAAAGGACAUGAUAGAACACAAGGCUUAUUCACUGUGGGAGAGUAAGGGUAGGCCUAUAAGUUCGCCACAACAACAGAAGCAAGAUUAUGAUGAUGCAUUGAGAGAGCUCCAAAAUCACCUAUCAAAAGGAAUAACCUUAAAUGAGUCAUGGAAUAGUCAUGCAACUGGAGGAAUAAAACCUGUGAGUAAUAACAGAGAUCAACUCAGGAGCGGUAUGCGAUAUUCCUACCAUAGGAAAUACAAUGUUGAAGACUGGUUACAAAAGCAUUCUGAAGGGGACAAAGGAACUGUGUCAACAUCAGCUUUGAUAAAUCUUGUAGAGAAAUUUAUAGGUGGAACAAAUGUAAUGUCAAGGAAAAUAUAUCAUGUUCACAACUAUGAAAUUGUGGUAUUUUCAAAAUUUAUUAAUGGCGACAACCACAUUUUCAUUGCUGCAAACACGAAAGGUACUACGGUGCUUCACUGGGGUGUAUCUAAGUUGUCUCCAAGUGAGUGGUUGGUGCCACCACAAGAGAUAUGGCCAGAUAACUCAAAAAUGGUUUCUGGUGCAUGUCAAAGCUAUUUUAGAGAUAAGUUUACUGGAAAUAGAUCAUUUCAGAUUGUAGAUGUCAACUUGCAGAAGAGGAGUUUUGCUGGUAUUCAGUUUGUCAUCUGGACAGGUGGAUGUUGGGUUAAAAACAAUGGAGCAAACUUCUUUGCUGAGCUAAAAUCAAUCAAUCAAACUGAAAAGCCUUAUAUACAGUUUGAUAGAGAUGCAAAAGAGGUUGUCUUGUGGCUACUAGAUGAAAUUUCUCGUAGAGAGAAAGAGGCUGAGAGAUCUUUGAUGCACAGGUUCAAUAUUGCCACAGAGCUGACAGAUCGUUGCAAGUCGGAAGGGGAACUGGGGCUGAUUGGAAUACUAGUUUGGAUCAGGUUCAUGGCAUGCAGACAUCUCAAAUGGAAUAAGAAUUUUAAUGUAAAACCUCGUGAAAUUAGUGAAGCUCAAGACAGGUUUACCAAUUUACUGCAAAUAAUAUACUUGAACCAGCCAAGCAAUAGGGAGAUUGUGAGACUAAUAUUGAUGUGUGUUGGUCCUGGAGGGCAAGGUGAUGCUGGUCAGAGAAUCCGUGAUGAAAUUCUUUUGGUUCAGAGAAAUAAUGACUGCAAAACAGGCAUGAUGGAGGAAUGGCAUCAAAAGUUACACAAUAAUAGUAGCCCUGAUGAUGUCAUAAUAUGUGAGGCACUCUUGAAUUAUGUAAGAUGCGGGUUCAGAGUUGAUGUUUAUUGGAAAACAUUAAAUGCAAAUGGUCUGACAAGAGAGAAACUUGCAAGCUACGACCAUCCAAUUGUGUCUGAACCACAUUUCAGGACUGAUAUGAGGGAUAGCCUUAUCCAUGAUCUCACUGCAUACUUGAAGAUUCUAAAGGCUGUUUACACUGGUGUGGACCUUGAACAUGCUAUUGAUAUUUGUUUGAGAUCCUCUUUCAAGGAUGGAAACAUUACAAAUGCAAUUAAACAUAGCUGUGUGUUUGGUUUGCCAUUGAAACUGCUGGAAAAUCUGAAAUUUGUCAAAGAACAUUUUAGGGAUGCCAAUACUACUCCACUAAUGGAGAUGAAAGUUGUUUUUUCUCAGAAGUUAUUGGAAUCACGCAUUGAGCUUCGCCCUAUUCUGCUGAAAUCUCAUAGAAGAUUGAAAGAUCUACUUUUCCUUGAUAUUUCUUUGGAUUCGGCAAUCAGAACAAUUAUGGAAAAGAGCUUACAAAAUUUGAACUUUGCCAAUCUGCCGGAAAUAUUGUUUUUGUUCUCUUUUAUUCUUGAGAAUCUAUGCUUAUCAACUGUCAAUAAUGAAGACAUCAUUUACUGCACUAAGGACUGGUAUCGCAUCUGUGAAUCAUACAAAUUGGGAAAUAGUCAAUGGGCAUUACAGACAAAGGCUAUACUUGACCGGUUGGGGCUAGUACUCGCUGAAAGGUCUCAGUAUUACCAAAAAAGGCUCCAACCAAGUGCCCAGUAUCUUGGUAAUUUGCUUGGAGUUCCAAAAUGGACGAUUGAUAUUUUUACAGAGGAGUUGAUAAGAUCGGGAUGUUCUGCUAUGAUGUCAAUCCUCAUUAACCAUUUUAAUCCCAUUCUAAGGAAAGUUGCGAAUUUAGGAGGCUGGCAGGUCAUUAGUGUAGUAGAAGUGUCUGGCUUUGUUACCUUUGUCAAUGAAUUGGCAACAGCUCAAAAUAAAGUUUAUAGAAGGCCCACCAUUAUUAUUGCUUCUAAAAUAACUGGUGAUGAAGAGAUUUCAGAAGGAGUGGUAGCAGUGCUAACAACUGAUAUGCCUGAUGUUCUAUCCCACAUUUCAAUCAGAGCUAGAAAUAAUAAGAUAUGCUUUGCCACAUGCUUUGACCAAAAUAUUUUCUGGGGUCUCAAAUCAAAGGAGGGAAAAGCAAUAUCAAUAAGAUUUAAAUCAAACAAUUUGGUUAUAAGUGAUAUCAAUAGCUCCAGUCUGUCUCACAACUCCAUUAUUUCGUUCUCCAUUCGUCGAGGAGUUACCUUUAAAAAGAAGACUUUUUGUGGUAAAUAUGCUGCUUCAGUUGAGGAGUUUACUGGUGAAGUGGUUGGUGCAAAAUCAUGCAAUAUUAAAUUUUUAUGUACAAGGGUACCAUCUUGGAUUAAGAUCCCACCGUCAGUUGCCCUAACAUUUGGAGCCUUUGAGACUGCUUUGCAAGACAAAGUUAAUAAGGCCAUAGAAAAUAAGAUUGCUUCUUUAUCCAAAUCAGUGCAUAAUGGCGACCUUUCAAAACUUAAAGCAGUACAAGAAGCCAUCCUGCAAAUGAAUGCUCCACCAUCUAUGUUUACAUUAUCAUCUUUACAAACUUAUGAACUCGAGCACAAAAUUAGAAGUUCAAAAUUACCAUGGCCUAGUGAUGAAGGUAAUGAGAGGUGGAGUUAUGCAUGGCAAGCAAUAAAGAAGGUUUGGGCUUCAAAGUGGAAUGAACGAGCUUUUCUCAGUUGCCAAAAAAACAAGUUGAAUCAUGAGAAUAUAUGUAUGGCUGUAUUGAUUCAAGAAGUUAUUUGUGGUGAUUAUUCUUUUGUGAUUCAUACAAAAAAUCCCUUGUCAGGGGAUGCUACAGAGAUAUAUGUUGAGAUAGUGAAAGGGUUGGGAGAGACUCUGGUUGGGGCAUAUCCAGGACGUGCAAUGACCUUCAUUGUGAAGAAAACAAACCUGAAAUCUCCAAUGGUUACCAGUUACCCAAGCAAGCUAACGGGGUUGUACAGUAAGAAGUCCAUUAUAUUUAGAUCAGACUCCAACGCCGAGGACCUUCAAGGAUUUGCUAGUGCAGGUCUUUUUGACAGUGUAAUCAUGGACAAGGUCGAGAAAAUUGUGUUAGACUACUCCAAGGAUCCAAUUAUUGCUAAUAAACCAUUUCAAACUUCACUCUUCUCAAGAAUUGCAGAGGCAGGAAAAAUUAUAGAGGACCUUUAUGGUUGCCCUCAGGACAUUGAAGGAGUGGUUAAAGAUGGAAUAAUAUUUGUGGUUCAGGCAAGACCACAAAUUUAAUUUCGUAAAAUAUACUUAAAAUUUCAACUGAAAUAGUGUUGAAUCUGUUAAUAAUAUAUAUUGGCAAAAUCAUGCUUAUGUUAUAUUUGCAUUCCAACCACAAAUUUAACCUUGUAUUAUACACAUUAAAUAAAAUGAUAAGAUGUUAUUGCCCUAUAGG